AUGAGCUCGUUGUCUGCCAUCAUCACACCUUCUCUCCUUGCUUCUAUACGCGAUCAUCCGGACCUGCCAAGACACACUUGGUAUCUGAUUGCCGCCACAACACUUUGCCAAUUAAAUCGUCCCGACGAGGUUUCUACAAUUUAUCAACACGCCCUGCGGCAUGGCCCAGGUGGCAUAGCUCCGAGCCAUGAUGAGAAACUACGCAUCUCCCGCCGCAUACGCGAAGCCUUGAUCAAGGCUGCCGCAGUUGGCGGUGUUCCGAGGACAAUCAAUGCCCUGCUCGAGCUCAAGAAGGUGACACCAGAUGAAUUAUUAGAUGAACCCGAGUCCUUCUCUCCCACCGGGCGGCGCGCCGAUGUCUAUGAUACGCCCGCGCCGCUAAUCAUGCAGCGCGGUCAGAGUUUUUUUGAAACCGUCUACGGCAAAGUCACCAGAAAAGUCAUGAACCAAAUGGACCAUUCCGGGACCGAGGAUCUUGGGUUGGUGGCGCGCCUAAUGUACGGCUAUGUCCUCAGCAACACCAGCGUGCUCAGCGCCGCCGAGACCUCGUUCGUCAUGAUCGCCGGCCUGAUACCCCUGGACGUGAAUCCUCAGCUCAAGGGGCACCUGAAGGGUGCUCUCAAUGGCGGUGCCACGGUUGAGCAGGUAAAGGCCGUUCGUAAUGUCGUCGUCCAAAUAUGCAUGGCGUCUGGAAUGAAGGUGCUCGACGACAGCAGCCCAGCUGGACACGGGUGGAGAAGCGAGGUUGCUGACCUUUAG
This is a messenger RNA of Thermothelomyces thermophilus ATCC 42464, 759 nucleotides long. RefSeq lists its product as uncharacterized. NCBI's taxonomy places the organism in Eukaryota, Fungi, Ascomycota, Sordariomycetes, Sordariales, Chaetomiaceae. The coding region runs from base 1 to 759 and encodes 252 amino acids. The transcript is spliced from 2 exons. The record is from RefSeq and is a predicted model, not a curated record.